GAGGCUUGUCUACAGUAGCUCUUCCAUUCACCUUCCGCCAUCUGCUGCUUCUUUGACCCUUCCGAGUGUCUCCCACCGCCGUCGACUUCCAAUCAAAGACGACCAUUCUUCCCCAGCACCAUCUAUCUUCCAAAUUACUAGAUUAACCUAACCGUCUUUGUUCUUUACAGUUCAGAGCCAAAACCCUGUCACCACCACCGCCCUAUACGUUGCUGCUCUCCGAUUAUAGGAUAUCUUUCCAACUACGAAGCCUCCACAAACGCAACCCUGACUCCAUUAUCGUCUACUUCUUCCCAACGCCCAUUCUUUGGUUAUGCCCUAAAUACAUUCCACCACUUACUGCUUCGUCUUCCUCCUCAAUCAAAUUGAGAGCCGCUGGUGUCGUAGAAAGACAAUCCUCCACUGCCUGUGUCAUCAAACUCAGAGUCGCCGAUGUCGUAGAAAGAGAAUCCACCACUGCCAGGUCGCCACCUUUAAAGGCUUCCGGUUCGUCUUCGUCGCCAAUUCGGAAUCGUGUUCUUAGGCCACUCGAAAGGCACUCAUUGUCGAUGAAAUCAAAAUGUGAAAUCAUGUUCUUAGGUCACUGGAAAAGCACUCAAGCUCGAUGAAAUCAUCAAUUACGUUCAGUCACUACAAGGUCAAGUUGAGAUAUUUGAGAAGCUUUUUUUCACCUUUCUACUCUGAAUAUCAUUCGCCUUAAGCCGCCUCCGACUCCGUCGAUCACCUCACUCACGAGUCACGUCCUUCUAGCAAUUGCUUCCAAUUUCCAUCAAUGGCAUCUCAAGCCGACUCAUCUCUGCAAGCCAUCUGUUAUCACCGUGGCUCACUUCAACUACUUGAUCAGGCUUACAUUGAAGCUGCUGAAGUAAUGUUGGAAGAUGAUGUUGCUUCCAAUAAAGCAAUCGGGUCAUAUGGAUCUUCUUUCAUUCAAAUUCAACAAAAGGAAUCUAAGAAAUUUCCUUUUUUGACACAUUGUAAUACUGCCAGUCUUGCAACAGCUGGAUUUGGAACUACUCUUGGAGUAAUCCGUGCACUACAUGAUGAUAGAGUACUAGGAAGAGCUUAUUGUACAGAAACCCGUCCAUUUAACCAAGGAUCAAGAUUGACAGCUUAUAAAUUAGUUCAUGACAAAAUACCCGCGACUCUUAUAGGAGAUUAUGCAGCUACUGCUUUAAUGAAAACUAGAUCUAUCCAUGCUAUCAUUGUUGGAGCUGAUCGUGUUACUGCUAAUGGUGUUCAAGAGAAGUUAAAGAAACAGAUUAAAGAAGUGAAACUUGCACAAUCGAAAGAAGUGUCAUUACACUGGUAUGGCAUGGCAGAGAGUGUUCAAGUUAUUGGUGGAAUCUAUGUGGCCUUCAGCCACUUGGGUGAGAUAAGGACAUUUGGCAUGUUACAUUCAAGAUUUAAAUGGGUUACUUCAGCUCUCUGCGAACACCUUGUGCCAAUGCAAAAAAGAGGAGCCUAAAAGAUAUCAUGGAGAUUAUCGCACAAGAUGUUAUGAAUGAUGGUCACAAGUGGUGAGGCUUUGUUUGCUUUUGACUAUCAAGAAUCUGCAAUUAAUGUGCCUAGAAAUUUGAAGUAUCACCUUAUAUAUGAGAAUGUCAAAUCCCCCAACUGCCGGUAACAUGGUCUCAUAUAGGUUAGUAAUUUUCCAACUAUUCACUUAUUUCAUUCAUCAUUGUCCUUAAGAUUAGAUUUUGUUGGUUGUGUAAACAGGACAGUGUUUUGACUCCAUAUGUUCUCUAUUCAUAAGAAGGAAAAUAAAGAUGAAAUUUCAAUUAUAUUUUAUCUCUAGAAGUUAGAAAAUAUAUCCAGGUGUCUAUUGAUAUUACUUUUGACUGUUGUCCCUUAAUUUAGAAUCAAAGAACAUGAAGUUUGUAAUUGGAUGCUGAAUAGGGCUGGAAUGCAAUUAAGAAUGGCCACUAGGAAGGAGUCUGGGUUUGGUAUCUUGACAUCUAGUACGGUUUUAUGAGUAAUCUAGUACGGUUGUAUGAGGAGAUCGUAUGGUGUAUUAGAUGGGUGUGUGUUUGAGAGGAUUCAUAUCAAGUACGGUUGUGUAUGGGUGUAUUAGAUGUGUAUAUAUGCCGUAUUAGAUGAUUGUAUGCGAUGGCUGUAAAAAGUAGAUAGGAUACAUAUAGUACGGCUAAAUAGCCGUACUCUAUUAGGCAUGUAAUCUAAUACACCCAUCUACUAAUACGCCCUCUAUGUACGUACUAUAUUCAUAAUUUCAACCGUACUCUAUUAACCUUUUUC
This is a messenger RNA of Lactuca sativa (garden lettuce), 2253 nucleotides long. The record is from RefSeq and is a predicted model, not a curated record. NCBI's taxonomy places the organism in Eukaryota, Viridiplantae, Streptophyta, Magnoliopsida, Asterales, Asteraceae.